Oreochromis niloticus (Nile tilapia) is the source of this 4387-nucleotide messenger RNA. RefSeq names its product von Willebrand factor A domain-containing protein 1. The transcript has 6 exons. The coding region runs from base 262 to 1734 and encodes 490 amino acids. The record is from RefSeq and is a predicted model, not a curated record. NCBI's taxonomy places the organism in Eukaryota, Metazoa, Chordata, Actinopteri, Cichliformes, Cichlidae. Gene Ontology annotation, molecular function: protein binding.
UUUCACUGCUCUGUAGAUGGUGGAAAAGUAGUCCAAAGUAAUCUUUUCUCUUCUAAGGAGAUGCGAUGUCACAUCACCUUCUCCUGAGACAGGAGUGCGCAUGACGCAGGUGUUUGCUGAAGUUUUCAGCCGUGAGAGCUGCGCACACCUCCGCAGACCGAGGGAGCACGGGAGGCGCUGUAACCAGAUCCCGAGUCUGUUAUUUCACCUGCCCGUGCUGUUUCUAAACACAUUCAUGUCUUUUGAGGCCGGUCGGGAAGUAUGAAGAGCGUUUUUCUUCGCUACGUUUUUCUCUGGGUGACGUUACAGCUGAUUGCUGUACCUGCCACAGUGCUGAACUGCUGUGAGGGGGACAUUCUCCUUUUGCUGGACUCCUCGGGAAGUAUAGCAAACUAUGAAUUCUCCCGUCUGUUGUUCUUCGCCGCCGACCUGCUCCGUCCCUUUUCACUGGGCCGCGGGCAUGUGAGAGUGGGGUUGCUGCAGGUGGGCACCGACCCUCACCUGGAGUUCAGCCUCGAUGUCCACAGCAAUCAGGAGACUCUGCAGUCGGCCAUGCAGGGCGUCAGGCAGCUGAAAGGAGACACCAACACUGAGGCGGCGCUCAGCGUUGCCCUUGAGCUGCUGACGGAGACGGAUGUGAAAGUGCCAAAGAUUCUCCUGUGGCUGACUGACGGAGUGCAGCCUGGUGACGUGGACAGACCAAUGUCAGAGCUGAAGACUCGGGGAGUCUCCGUGUUAAUAGUGUCAACUGUACAUGGGAACUACCAGGUGCUAAAACGUGUGGUGACACCUCCGCUGGAGUCUCACUUAUACUCUGUGGACAUAGAUAACAUUGACAUCAUCACAGAGGACCUGAGGAAGGCCAUCAUAGAAAUCAUUCGUGCUGAACGGCUGCGUGUGGUUGAUUUGACCUCCCACAGCGCCGUGUUGCAGUGGCGCCCCGUUCUGAGUCAAGACAGUGGUUAUUAUGAACUCUGGUACAAGUCUGUGAGCAAACCAGGUCAUGAGAUUAGACGUACUUUAACGGGAGACUCCAGCAGGGCGGAGUUGAAAAAUCUGCAGCCUGACACGACUUACACAGCGUCCCUCCGCCCAGAGUCCAACCAGGCAGUGUUUAAUACACUCACCGUAACCUUCACUACUUUUCCUGAUGUUUUAAGCCCAGCAGUCGUCUACCUGUCAGAUCAUGGUCCUCAUCAGAUCCGUGUAAGCUGGGGUCCUCUGCAGCCGGCUCGGGUACAGAGAUACACAGUGGAGUAUGGAGCUAUUCCUAGUUCACAUGUCCGCACUGUGACCUUAUCCAGGCAGAAAAAUUCAACCUUACUGACUGGCCUGGAGCCAGGCACUCAGUACCUGGUUACAGUCACUGCUCUGCAGGUGGAUGGAAAAGAAAGAGCUAUGUCUGUGAGAGCCUGCACACUGGCAGAAGCUCUGCCUGCUCUGAUUGACCUUCAGCUGGAACCAGUAAAACAAAGGGACUUGGAGGUGGAGGAGAUGCAAGUAAAGUGGCAAGCCUAUCAGGGAGGGUUAAGAGGCUACUGGAUCAAAUGGGAGACAGAAAAGCCCCACAGCGCCAGCUCCUCAAUGUACCUACCUCCUAGCUCCCAUUCAACGCGGCUCACCCAUCUUGCACCAAACAGUCGAGUGUGUGUGUCCCCCAUCUACAGCUCGGGCCGAGGAGAUGGGCUGUGCUGCACUGCCACGACUCACAGAGAUUCCAGCCAAUGGGGUUAACAACCAGUCUAAACCAAUCAGGCAGCCAAAGCAAAACACUCAAGCACUAAAUAAGUUGUAUGCGAAUAUUUCAGCUUUUUCAACAACUCCACCACCAACAAAGAUGAACAGAAACACAUGCCACGUAAUUAAAUCUUUUUUCCUGGCAAUGCGGGAAGACAAUAUGCCACAUGAAAGGAGCUUGAAAAGAAAGUGACUGGACUCUUUUAAGUUGUAGUUGCUUUCCUUUCCAAGCUCCUUAGAUUACUAUGACCUUGCUGACUGAGAACCUACACAGACAUGCCAGAUGAGUUUAUCCAUAUCAGUCAGAGGUAUCAGUCACAGAUACAUGCAUGUACAUAGACCCACAUACAGCUGUGCUCAGAUGUUUACACACAUGUCAUGUUCAUUUGGGACUUUUAAUCAUUUCUAUGAACUGUUCUUUUUCCAGGGUGGAAUGAUUAAACAGAAUACACCUUUAAUGGCUUUAAAAAGUCAAGAACUGAGUGCACAAGCUUGAAAUUAUUUUGGAUUUUCUUUAAUGUACACACGGUCAAAAGUAUACAUACACCCUGACUCAUAUUCUGUUGUUUUUCUACCCAAGUUGAAACUUGAAAAUAAACGACAACCACUUUUAAUGUGUGUUUGGGAUCAUUGUCCUCUUGAAACAUCUAGCAAGUUUCAUCUCUCUAACUACUGAUUGGAGGUGAAUUUAGGGUAGUUGUCUUUCUUGAUUAUUCCAUCCACAUUGUGUAAUGUUGCAGUACCACUGGUAUCAAAACAUCCCAGAGCAUGAUGUUACCACCACCAUGCUUGAAAGCUUCACCUUUACUUCUUCAAACUUACCUCUUGUCAUUGUGGCCAAAUCGCUCAAACCUUGUCUCGUUUGACCAUCAGAAGUUGUUUGGCUUGUCUGUGCGGGCAGCUACAAAUUUUCCAUUUUUUUUCUUCGUUGGCACUGCUCAGUCCAUGGUGAUGUAAAACUAGUUUCCCUGUGGACAGUGAUGCUGAUGUUUCAGCAGAUUCAAUGUCAUUGCAUGUUUACUCUCUUCUGAGAGUGACAGGUUGCCAACGUCUGAAAGAUGACCCAAAGUGGAGACACAUCUGAAUAACUUGUACUUAUGCACAACUUUUUGAGCUCAUGAUCUUGGAAUCUGCAUUUGUUUGGAAAUGGCUCCAAGAGACCCUCCUAACUUGUGUAACUCUACAGUUCUCUUUCUUAGAGUUCCUUGGUCUUUGACCAAUACUCAGAACAAUGGCAAUCCAGUGACUGCUGUCAAACAAUCCUUUUUAUACUGAUGAAGAGAAACUAAUCUGUAUGUAUAUUUCUGACCCUGUGCAGAUUAGAGAAAAACCUAAAUAAAUUCAAACUUGAGCAUCUAUUUCUAGUUCUGUAAAGUCAUUAAAGAUAAAUGCUGUACAAUCAUUCCACCCUAGAGAAAGAACAGUUAAAAGAAAUCAUUCAAAGCUCAAAACUACCAUGGUGUUCAUGCCCACAGUGAGUGAAUGUAAACUUCUGACCACAACUGUCGACAGCAUAGAGAGGUAGUAUGAUAGCUAUUGAAGUGAGUGCACUUUUGUUCAUUUGAAAUAAGCUCUUGUUUUUCUUAAAAGUAUAUUCAGAGUUCACUGUAAAACAACAAUUUUAGUCUUCCAUUUGUAAAUUAGUUACUUUUUGGGUUAUUUUUAAGUAGAAUUUGAAUGGAGAUUUGGUUACAGUGCCUGGAACAAGAUCUGUGGUUACAAUCAGCUGGAGAAGUCUCCAGUGAAAACAUGCUUGCAGUGAAAUGAAGAACUUAAGUGCCCCAUUCAUCUGUGAGCUGAGCAGCUGAACUACAGUACCCUGAUAAUCAGGCUGAGAUGCAUUUUGUGUUCUCUUCCUUACUCAAGAUGCAGGCAUCAAUUCAUAGGUUGGUAACAAGACUGAAGCUUCUGUGAAAGUCUUUACACAAACAUCUUUACUGCAUUGUUUUACCAUUUAAUUAUGGCUACAUUUACAAAUGCACUUGGAAUUUUUUAAAACAAAUAUUAAAUCAUUCUAAUAAAGCUUGAGAAAUUUUGAAUAAAAGGUAGAGGAUUGUGAUCUCAGCUGAAAUUUUGUAAUCUGUAAACACUUUCUCUGGCGGAUGAUCAGAAACUGUUUAGUUUCAUUACUUUAACAGGGCUGUAGCAGUGUUUGUGCAAAAUCACCAGUUCAUUUUAGGAUUUCAUUAAAAAAAACACACACAUUAGGAGAUGUGUCAGAGCAUUUUUCAUCAUCUUUCUUUAGUUACAUGGUUUAUUAUAUCAAAGCAGUUCAACAUGUUCUGAUCAUGAAUGAGUCAGAAAAUGUUGAACAGACGAUAUUCAGUCAAUAUUUUAUAUUUUCCUUUCUUUGAUGGACACACUAAUCUCACAGUUGAAAGUGUCUCCACAUUAUCAUAGGUGAUGUGUAUAUAUAAAUGUUUUUAAAGCUGAUGGGAUUAAAUUUGAUACUUGUAAAUUAUGAAGAUGAUAGUUGUAUUUUUAGCCUCCAAAGGUGCUGAUCAGACACAUGUACUGUGAAUAUUUUUUUUUAAAUGUGCUGACUUUGUAUGUAACGCUACUAAAUUUACUUACAGUUUUGUCUACUAACUAAUGCUGUACAGAGUAAAUAAACAUUUGUUUAAAAAAUGAAUUAAAUAAAUAGAAACUA